AUGCCGCGCCAACUAAAACACCACGAGAAAAAACUCCUCCGAAAAGUAAACUUCAACACCUACAAAACCGAAAACAACCACCGCGAACAAUCCAUCCGCGCCCGGUACUAUCUGCAAGGAACGCAGGACUACGUCAAAUACAACGUCCUCUGCGGCAACCUGCGAAGCCUGGCGCACAAACUCUCUGCUCUGGACCCGUCCGACCCGUUUCGCAAACAACUCGAGUCUGAGAUGCUGGAAAAGUUGUGGGCGAUUGGAGUGCUCAAACAGUCGCGCGAACAAGGGGCGGGAUUGUCCAAGGUGGAACACGACGUUACCGUUUCGGCGUUUUGUAGGCGCAGAUUGGGCGUGUUGAUGACGAGGAAUGGGAUGGUGGGGGAUGUGAAGACGGCUGUUACUUUGAUUGAGCAAGGACACGUCCGCGUCGGAACGCAGGUUGUUACUGAUCCUGCAUUUCUGGUCAAUCGAAACAUGGAAGACUUCGUUACGUGGGUCGACUCGAGUAAGAUCAAGAGGACUAUUAUGAAGUACCGGGACAAUAUGGAUGAUUUCGACUUGAUGGUUUGA
Molecule: messenger RNA, 567 nt
Organism: Talaromyces marneffei
Lineage: Eukaryota; Fungi; Ascomycota; Eurotiomycetes; Eurotiales; Trichocomaceae
Exons: 4
Coding region: 1-567 (188 amino acids)
Biological process (GO): rRNA processing
Cellular component (GO): small ribosomal subunit; Mpp10 complex; small-subunit processome
Molecular function (GO): snoRNA binding; rRNA binding; structural constituent of ribosome
Source: RefSeq, a predicted model, not a curated record